AUGGGUUCUAUCUCGUACAUCCCCUACCGCCUCGAUGGCAAAGUCGCUCUGGUGACCGGAUCCGGCCGCGGCAUCGGCGCCGCGAUGGCUGUCGAACUGGGCCGAUGCGGCGCAAAGGUCAUCGUCAACUACAGCAAAUCCGCCGGACCCGCCAAUCAGGUCGUCGAUGAGAUCAAAUCCCUGGGGUCCGACGCCGUCGCUCUCCAGGCCGACGUCAGCCAGGUGCCCCAAACCGUCCAGCUGUUCGAGGAAGCCGUCAAGGUGUUCGGCGGCAUUGACAUUGUGUGCUCCAACGCCGGCGUCGUCUCAUUCGGACACCUGAGUGAGGUCACCGAAGAAGAGUUCGAUCGCGUCUUCAGCGUCAACACCCGGGGGCAGUUCUUCGUCGCCCGCGAAGCGUACAAGCAUUUGAACCAGAAUGGUCGGGUCAUUCUGAUGAGCUCGAACACGGCCGACUCGUUCACCGUCCCGAAGCAUUCGCUCUACUCUGCGUCCAAGGCCGCCAUCAACACUUUUGUGCGUUGCCUGGCCAAAGACUGUGGCGACAAGAAGAUCACCGUCAAUGCGGUUGCCCCCGGCGGCACCGUCACCGAUAUGUUCCAUGAGACGGCCAAGGACUAUCUGCCCAACGCGGAUAAGCUAUCCAAGGAGCAGAUUUUGGAUAUUGUGGCUCAUGUCUCGCCUUUGACCCGGUGCGGGUAUCCCGUCGAUAUCGCCAAAGUAGUGUGCUUCUUGGCCUCGAGCGAGAGCGAAUGGGUGAAUGGGAAGGUUCUUGGAAUCGAUGGUGGUGCUGCUUAG
Messenger RNA from Aspergillus aculeatus ATCC 16872, 798 nucleotides. Its product is annotated as SDR family oxidoreductase. NCBI's taxonomy places the organism in Eukaryota, Fungi, Ascomycota, Eurotiomycetes, Eurotiales, Aspergillaceae. The transcript has 2 exons. The record is from RefSeq and is a predicted model, not a curated record. Gene Ontology annotation, molecular function: oxidoreductase activity. Bases 1 to 798 code for a protein of 265 amino acids.